Molecule: messenger RNA, 2839 nt
Organism: Fragaria vesca subsp. vesca
Lineage: Eukaryota; Viridiplantae; Streptophyta; Magnoliopsida; Rosales; Rosaceae
Product: protein CHUP1, chloroplastic-like
Exons: 5
Coding region: 553-2433 (626 amino acids)
Biological process (GO): chloroplast organization
Cellular component (GO): chloroplast outer membrane
Source: RefSeq, a predicted model, not a curated record
GGAGGGAAAAAAGAAAAAACCGUAAAAAACCAGACAGAACAGAGAGACAGAGAGAGCGCUUAACUAGGCCCUCCAUGGAAUUCGUAGACCAAAGUCUUCUCUAAAUUUAAUAAACCAACCAAUCACCUUUCCCAUUUCAGGCUUCCAAAACCUCUCUACUCUCUCUUCCCUUUUGGUUCUGUCCACCUGGAAUCAAGAAUCGCAUUCCCUUCUCUUUCUUUUGCACAUCACCAUCCCAACCAUGACAUAAGACAAACAUUUAGUGGGAAUAGUGGCAACGUUUGUUAACAUUGCAAUAAACAAAAGCUUCUUUGCCUACGUUCCUGUUCAUACCUUUACCAACUGUUUCAUCAGCACAAGAGAGAACAAAACCAACCCUCAACUGAUAUAUUUUCAAAUAAUAAGCAGACUCGAAUCAAAUUGUUGCUGCCCUUUUGAAUCGUUUCUGAUUUGGGUAACGCUCCCUUCAAUAAAUAAUGGAGGAUGAUGAAGAAGAGGACUCAUAAUCAUUUUUUGUGGGUUAAUGAGUUCGGUUUCAAUUAGAGGUCUUGAAUGAUAAUGGCUGUAAAGACCAGGGAUAUAAAGCCUCUUCUAGUGAAAUUUGGGGUGGCCUUGGCUCUCUCUUUUGCUGGAUUUCUGUAUUCUCGUCUCAGAAUGAGAAGGAUCAAGCCCUCUCAACCUCCUCCACGCUCUUCGGAUAAAGAAAAUGAAGUUGAUUUGGAAGUGAGACCUCAGCAGAAGGAUGUCCUAAAUAUUGCCACCAGGAAACCACACAGUUCUCCCAAGGCUAGGAUUUCAUCAGGAAAAUAUGAAGACACAUACAUGCCGAAGGUCAGUGUUGAUGAUUGUACAUCCAGUAUUUCUCCAAGAAGUAAACAUAUUGGGGUUAAAGAUAGUUUACUCUUGCCAGAGUUCAAUGAUCUUGUGAAGGAAUUUGACUUUGCUGCCGCUAAGUCUGGAUUUUCUCCAAUGAAUAAUGGUGAAACUCCUAGGUCAGAUGUGGAGACUCCAAAGGCAUUUAGAACUUUAGAAAAUGAUGAUUAUGAGCUAGAAAUCAGUCACCUCAGGGACAUGAUUAGAAAGCUUCGAGAGAGGGAGCGGCAUCUUGAGGUCCAGUUGCUAGAGUAUUAUGGCCUUAAAGAGCAGGAGACUGCUGUUAUGGAGCUUGAAAAUCGGUUAAAGAUAAGCAGUAUGGAGGCAAAACUUUUCAGUCUCAAGAUCGAGUCCUUACAGGCAGAGAACCGUAGACUAGAGGGUCAAGCUUCUGAUCAUGCAAAAGUGGUGGCUGAGCUUGAGGCUGCAAAGGCAAAAGUUCGGACACUUAAAAAGAAACUCAGAUCCGAAGCUGAACAAAAUAGAGAACAGAUCCUAAGUCUGAAGAGAAGAGUUGAAAAUUUGCAAGACAAUGAAGCUGCGGCCUUUAAUUCAGAGAUUCAAUUGAAGCUGAGAAGGCUAAAAGUUUUGGAGGGUGAAACAGAAGAGUUGACAGCAUCUAAUUUGAAAUUGCAACUACAGAAUUCUGACUUGGCUCGGAGGUUGGAAUCUGCACAAGUCCUAGCGAAUUCUAUUUUGGAAGAUCCAGGGGCAGAAGCAUUGAAAGAAGAGAGGGAGCGCUUAAGACAAGAAAAUGAAGAGUUGAGAAAGGAAAUUGAGCAACUCUGUGUUGAUCGAAGUUCUGACGUUGAAGAAUUAGUUUACCUCAGGUGGAUAAAUGCUUGCUUACGUUAUGAGUUGCGGAAUUUUCAGCCCCCAAAUGGUAAAACUGUGGCAAGGGACUUGAGUAAAUCACUAAGCCAUGAAUCUGAAGAGAAAGCCAAGCAGCUAAUACUUGAAUAUGCAAACACUGAAGGGAUAGGGGAUAAGGGGAGUCACAUUGAUUUUGAAUCUGAUAGAUGGACAUCCCCAACUUCCCUUCUUACAGACUCGGGAGAGUAUGAUGACUUUUCUGCUGAUCAUUCAUCUGCUACAAAAACCCAUACCUCGAGUAAGCAUAAGUUGUUCAGCAAGCUUAGAAGGAUUAUACGGGGAAAAGAUACCCACCAUGAUCACAAUCUUUCAGAAGAUAACUGUUCUGGAUAUGCCAGUUCAAGUAAAUCAGUAGCAGCUUAUGGUGGACAUGAAUCUCAUAGUUCUUCUCGAGCUUCGUUAGAUCUUCCCACAGUUCCCAGAUGGAGGAGUCCAAAGGAACAUGAUUCUAAGGAUUCACACAGUGUUCAGAGACAUAGUGAUGUGGGAGUCUUCCCAGUUUAUAAAAGAUUUAUCUUGGGUGGGGAAGGUUCUAGUGAUUCCCCUCCAAAAGAUCGAUCUGAUCAUGACUCGGAUUCUGCAGAGAAAUCUGAGUUGGCAAAAUAUGCAGAAGCUUUGAAGACCUCUCGCGGUGGGACUCCAGCUCUCAAACCCAAUGUACAUAGAAAAUCAUCAUCAGCAUCUUAGUUUGAUUGGAUUUAUAUAAAUACGUAUCUGCUCACUGCAUCAUCCAUUUACAUAACACCAGUGAGUCUUAUAGUUGAGAAAUUAACACAUACAGCUUACCAUAAUUUCAUUAGAAGCUAGUUAGAAUCUAAUUUAGCAGUAUACAAAACUUCCAUUUUGUUUUGUGUUUGUGUAUGUAAUUACAUCACACCAGUUUGGCUUUUGAACCAUAGUUGAAAUAGUUCAUAAUUUCAUAUACUGUCUUUGCAAUUACCAUUCUUCUGGUGUCUGCCUGAUUUAAGAACUGUUGAAAACUUUUGGUCCUCCUAAUUGUGUUUCUGACUUAAUGGCAAGGAACAAUGCAUCAGGAACCAAAGGAGUUUCUAAGUUUGAUUUCACAUCAACUCAUCACAGCAUCAUUGUUCUU